Alternaria arborescens is the source of this 2241-nucleotide messenger RNA. RefSeq lists its product as hypothetical. The transcript is spliced from 2 exons. NCBI's taxonomy places the organism in Eukaryota, Fungi, Ascomycota, Dothideomycetes, Pleosporales, Pleosporaceae. Gene Ontology annotation, molecular function: DNA-binding transcription factor activity, RNA polymerase II-specific; zinc ion binding; DNA binding. Gene Ontology annotation, biological process: DNA-templated transcription; regulation of DNA-templated transcription. The record is from RefSeq and is a predicted model, not a curated record. Bases 1 to 2241 code for a protein of 746 amino acids.
AUGGUCUCAGCGCCUUCAGAUGCCCCUUUGGAUGCAUCUCAUCCCACCAAUACUACGGCCCAGGAGCCACCAGCAUCUAAGAGCUUCUCGUGUGUACUAUGUGCUCAACGAAAAGUCAAGUGCGAUAAGCGGCCGGAUGGUUGUGCGAACUGCACCAAGAUCCGGGUUCGAUGUGUUUACAAGGCCCCACCUCCAGCCCGACGAAGAAAGAAGGGCGUGCGCGAAAUCGACGUAGCUACCAGGUUACGCGUGUACGAAGACGCGCUCCGCCAACUCGGAGUGGAGCCAGAAGACUUGGUCAAGCAACACUACGCGAAGGCUACACGUGGUGAAGAGUUGGUGACUGGAUUCAAUGGUUUCCUGGAACCACAUGGGCCUAGUCGAGCGCGAAAAGCACACGUAGCAUCCGAAGUUGGUGUCCUCGUGUUGGAAGAGGGUAGAUCGCGAUACUUGGAGAACGGAUUAUGGACAAGCUUGCACGCUGAAUUUCGUGAACCCAAGGACAUCCUCGAUGAGUCUUCAGAUGAAGAGGUGUCCGGAGGUAACUACAAUGUCCCACUGUCUCCGUCGGCCACGGAUGGCGCCGCACUGGUCAUGGGCGUGCACUCAACGUCGAGCAAUCUUCUGUCUCUACACCCGAACCCGGUCCAGAUCUUCAAAUUAUGGCAAAGCUAUCUCAGAAACAUUCACCCGCUGGUCAAGAUUUGCCACGCGCCGACGACUCAGCAGCUCAUUUUAGACGCAAGUGAUAAUCUCCAUGCUCUUCCCCGAGAUACCGAAGCCCUUCUAUUUGCUAUCUACUGUAUAACUGUAGAGUCGUUAGAAGAUGUUGAGUGCCUGCUGAUACUGGGAGAGCCGAAAGGCAUAGCGACUCAACGAUUCCGGCAAGGUGCUCAGCAUGCAUUGGCCAAUGCAAACUUCUUAAGAAGUUCCAGUGUCAUGCUGUUACAAUCGUUCACCCUGUUCGUUCUGUCUCUACAGGACUUCGACGCCAGAGUGAUCUGGAUCUUUUCCGGUAUCGCACAAAGGAUUGGCCAACGCAUCGGUCUUCAUCGUGAUGGCGACACUCUGAAACUACCGCCAUUCGAAGCAGAGAUUCGUAGGCGCCUCUGGUGGCAGAUCAUGGUGCUCGAAGGCUCGUCUCAGAAGCUCGCUGGAACUGGCACAUCUGGUAUGAUCCUUCGAGGCGAUGUGGGAAUGCCAUCCAACAUCAAUGACAGCGACUUAUUCCCAGGAAUGAGAGAGAUGCCAAAGGAACACGACGGCGCCACCGAGAUGAUGUUUUUCCUCAUUCGAUGCCACGUUGGAGAUUUUCUCAAGCGAUCAGCGGAAGACCAUACUACUUUUGAUGGCCUUUGGCACCGACUCAGUACAAGCGCGGUACAAGUGGCUACCAAAGACAAAGCCAUCAAUGAACUUGAAAACCUUUUCCAGCGGAAAUUCCUAUGUUAUUGCGACCUAUCUAUACCUUGGCACCUACUAUGUAUGCAUCUCGCCAAGUCUGUCCUCUUCAUGAUGAGGUUCAUGGCUCACAGCACCGACUCUUACAACGUUGAUAUCUCUGCCAAGGAAAAAGACAUGUUAUUUGAUCUGGCUCUCCAGGUCGCAACUUCGCAGAACCUGGCAUACACUACGAAGGAGCUGCGUGGCUUUAGGUGGCAUGUCAACCUAAAUUUCCAGUGGAAGGCUUUCAUAUACCUUAUCUCUGAGCUCCGUCAUCGGACUGGAGGAGAAAAGGUAGAUAGUGCUUGGGCAGAAAUUGAAAAGAGCUACACUUUCCACCCUAGUUUCGAUAGGGAUCUCUUGAAGCGAGCGCUUCCUAUAGCUGUUGACAAUCUCACAAUCAAAGCCUGGGGCGCCUACAAAGCAGCGCAGGGUGCGCCAUGUACUCCUGAGCCUCAUUUCAUUGAGCUUAUACGUCAGCGUCACCGACAACGCCGUCGUCCAGAUCUGUCCAACUCUAUCAUCACCGACGCAACCCUGCCGGCAAUGGCUUGGAGUAACGAGGAAAUCAAGAUCAAGGAUCACAUUCAAGAGAUUUCUAACGCGAACGAUGCGAACUCUUUCGACUGGGCCGAGUUCAAUGCUAGUCUGGGUCCGCCGGACGAUGUAACAGACCUGGCGUCUUUCGAGUUUCCAGAGCCGAUGAACUGGUCAACUCUGGAUGAUUUUUUGGUUGACUUGCGCAACAAUGGUGACGUCGAUACUAGUUUUGUGACUUCCGGAAAUAGCAAGAUGUGA